Messenger RNA from Penicillium longicatenatum, 474 nucleotides. Its product is annotated as nuclear transport factor 2 family protein. The record is from RefSeq and is a predicted model, not a curated record. Bases 1 to 474 code for a protein of 157 amino acids. The transcript is spliced from 2 exons. NCBI's taxonomy places the organism in Eukaryota, Fungi, Ascomycota, Eurotiomycetes, Eurotiales, Aspergillaceae.
AUGGCGGACAUCAAACCUCCAUUUACAAAAGAGACCGCCCACAAAAAGGUCAAGGCCGCCCAAGAUAUGUGGAAUACCCAGGACCCCCCGCGCGUUGCCCUGGCAUACACCCCGGAUUGCAUCUGGCGGAAUCGCACGUCGUUUUUGUCAGGCACGAAGGGCAUCGUCGAGUUUCUGACAGCCAAGUGGAAACGAGAACACAAUUAUCGGUUGCGUAAAGAGCUCUUCUCUUUUAGCGAUGACCGAAUCGCCGUUCAAUUCUGGUAUGAGUAUCGGGAUGCCGAUGAUGGGAUGCGCUGGAAGAGGUGUUAUGGGUUGGAGGAUUGGACAUUUGAUUGGGAGACUGGGAAGAUGCGUAAGCGUAUGAUGAGUGGUAAUGAUUUGCUUCUUGGGCCGGAUGGCAAUGGCGAGGGGCGAUGGUUUGUGGAAGGGGUGGAUGUGAACGAAGUGCCGAUUAGCGAACAACACUGGUAA